AUUCUCCUCAUCCACUGCCCCCCCCUAAUGCCAACAAAACAACAACCUUGAAAGCAUGGAAGCCACAAUUCGCGAGGUUGAGCUGGCCAUCAUCAGCUUCUUCAACCCUGACAUCCAAACCCUGGACGAUGUCAAGACACGUCACAUGCCCCUCACAAAGAUUGAGGAGCCGACAGUGCUGGUGUUCAUCUACCUGGCCUUCAUCUUCAUUGGCUCGCACAUCAUGAAGUCGGUGUACGGCAGUCAGCUGCCACCCAAGACGGAGAAGAAGGGCUUCCUCAUGAAGGCUGCUCUGCUGCUGUACAACGUGACACAGGUUGUGCUGUGCACGUACAUGUGCCUCAGCGCCCUCUACGUUGCCUUUGUCAAGAACUCCUACAGCUGGGUUGGCAGCCCCUUUGACCUCAACAAGCUCGACAUGGCCCGUAUCUUGCACAUUUUCUAUCUGUCCAAGGUGCUCGACUUUCUCGACACCGUCUUCAUGGUCCUGCGGCGCAAGUGGAACCAGAUCUCCUUCCUCCACGUCUACCAUCACGCCAGCAUCCUCAUGGUGUAUUGGGUGAACGUCAACACUGGCUAUGAUGGUGAUAUCUACUUUACUGUUGUGCUCAACUCCUUCAUCCACGCCAUCAUGUACUCGUACUACGGACUCACGGCGGUUGGCGUGACUGUGCCGCGCAACAUCAAGCGGUUGAUCACGCACAGCCAGCGCAUCCAGUUUGUGCUGAUGAUUGCGCAGGGCGUGGUGAGCCUGGCCAUCGACUGCCCGUUCCCGCACCGCGUGCUGUACAUGUAUCUCAUCUACAUUGCCUCCAUGCUCUUCCUCUUCACGGACUUUGAUCGCAAGACAUACGCCAAGAAGGACGACAAGAAGCCAAAGUCCUCCUAAGACGCACCUUCGUGCAUGCGUGCGUGCGCACAUCUGUGUGUGUGUGUUUGGGAUGGGGGGGGGGGUAAAUGAAGGAUGUGCAGCAAGUUCUCGCGUGAUCGAUGCUGCUCUGCCUUUCCCCGCCUCUUGCUGUGUGUCAUGUGUGCCUGCUUCUUGCUUGGUUGCUUGCUUGUUGCUUGUCUUGCUUGUGUAGAUUGUGCCUGUCUCCCGUGUGUGUUCCCUUGCUUGCUUGCCUGCUUGUUUUGGUUGUGUAGAUUGUGGUGUUGUCAGUGGAGUGCGUGCUGCUGCUUGCUUCUUGCUUCCUUUGCUUGUUGGUUUGUGGCGAAGAGAUUGAAAGAAAGAAAGAAAGCAAAACAAAUCCG
Messenger RNA from Salpingoeca rosetta, 1251 nucleotides. RefSeq lists its product as uncharacterized. Gene Ontology annotation, biological process: sphingolipid biosynthetic process; fatty acid elongation, monounsaturated fatty acid; fatty acid elongation, saturated fatty acid. The coding region runs from base 56 to 889 and encodes 277 amino acids. Gene Ontology annotation, molecular function: fatty acid elongase activity. The record is from RefSeq and is a predicted model, not a curated record. Gene Ontology annotation, cellular component: endoplasmic reticulum membrane. NCBI's taxonomy places the organism in Eukaryota, Choanoflagellata, Craspedida, Salpingoecidae. The transcript is spliced from 7 exons.